AGUUUUUUUUUGCUCUUACCUCUAAUAUCGUUGAAAAAAUUGUGACAUUUGUUGAUGCAAAAUACUUGUAUAUUCAAACGACUUUUAAAUUAUGAUAGAUUUUUGUUACUAUUAAUACAAUACUAGGAUUGACAAUGCAUCAUAUUUUGAAGAAACCAUCCCCUUCGAUGAACAUAUUAAAGAUAAAGUUUCAAUUAUAUAAAAGUGCAUAUUUCGAAAAAAUUCCAACGAAAAAAUUGGCUAAAUUACUCUGCGUAAUCUUCCUUGUUUCAUUAGUAAUUUAUUGCUUUUAUCCUAGAAAGCGUUAUACAUCGGCAAUUGGAUGUAAAACUAGAAUAGCAGAGAUGAUGAUUAAAGAUAGUGGGGAAAGAAGAAGAUAUUUGGAUGGUGUUGGCUAUGAUUUAUUUAAUAUAGAGGAUUCAUAUUUUAGGACUCUAUCAACUAUUACAACUAUGUGUGAAAGCCAAGAAAGGAUUGGACCACCUGAAGAUGGAGGAUGGGAUAUCUGCUUAGAUGCAUCUUAUAGAUUUUCUACACCUUGCCUUGUCUAUUCCUUUGGUAUAGAUAAUGAUUUUAGAUUUGAAGAAGGAAUUGAAGAUCGUUUCGGUUGCGAAGUUCAUGCUUUCGAUCCUAGUAUGAACAAGGAAGAUUAUCAAUAUUCCGACAGUAUCUACUUUCAUAAUAUUGGAAUUGAUCAUGAAAAUGGCCUAUCAAUUAUGGGAAAUUGGAGAUUAAAAACAUUUGGAUCGAUUCUAAAAGAACUAGGACACGAAGACAGACAUAUAGAUUACCUAAAAUUAGAUGUUGAAUUUUCUGAAUGGCCAGCAUUAUAUGAAAUGAUAAAAUCUGGUUCUAUUCAUAAGAUUCGUCAAUUGGCUGUGGAAUUUCAUACUCCAGAAAUGGAUAUUCAUACUAAACCUAACAAUAAAUGUACCUGGGCAAAAGGUGACACUCUGAGAUUUAUGUAUAGAGUUAUCCUUGAACUGAAAAAUACUGGAUUUAGAAAGGAAUUUCCUCCUCAAUCGUCGGGUUAUUAUUGGCGUUGUUCUCUUGAUGAAGCUGGAUUCGAAGCUGCCUGUUCUUCAAAUUUUAAACAUUUGUCAAUAGCAGAAUUAUGGCAGCAUAUUAAACCGGGAGUUCUUGUAGAAGUUGUAAAUACUGAUCCAGCUCCUCAUGUUAAAGAGCCAAUGUAUUGGAUCGCUUCAAUUGUAAAAAUCUCAGGACUAUAUCUGCUCUUACGGUAUGAAAGUGAAGUUGCACUGCCCAAUUUAGAAUUCUGGACUCAUUUUGCAUCUGACGAUUUGCAUUUUGUGGGAUGGUGUGCCGAGAACGGAGCAAACUUGUCUCCUCCCAAUUCUAUUAUUGAUAAAACGGACUGCUGGGAAUCAUUUUUGUUCAAGAGGCUAGACGGGGCUUACACUAUACCAAGAAACUUUCGAGAUAGCAUAAAAAGAUGUCUUGAACUACCAAAUGGUUUAAAAGUUGGCAUGAAUGUGGAAAUAUUGAAUAAAGUUGCUUUAGAUACAAUGCUGCCAGGUCGAAUAAAAAGUUCAACUGGAGGUAGACUACACAUAGAUUAUAUAUGCCCACCUGCUGAAUCUAAAGCAGAAGAAGACGGUUUCUUUUAUUGCCAUUAUCUCUCUCCCGUCCUUCAUCCAGUUGGUUGGUGUGAAAAUUCAGGUCAUGCUAUGGAUCCCAAUGUACCAGCUUUAUAUCGACAUUUAUCAUCUCAAAAAGUUUCCAACGCUAUUUCUUACGAUGACAAAGAUGCUUCCCCCGAAAUGUUUCCACAGCAGGUAGCUGCUGAAUCAAAAAACGACAUUGAAUUUGAAGAGGGAAUGAAGCUGGAAGCAAUUAAUCCAUUUAAAUUAAGCGAAAUUACUGUAGCAAGCGUUUCAAAAUUAUUGGAUAGAGGAAAUAUGAUGAUAUCAUUCGACGUAAAUCCAGUCAUGCCUGGUCGAGACUGGUUUUGCUAUCAUAAAUCGAGUCCUUGCCUCCUUCCAGCCGGUUAUUGCGAUUAUUACGGACUGGAUUUAACUCCUCCAUUGUCUCAUAAGGAGAAUUUUGACUGGCAAACUUAUUUAAACGAUAACGCCGCAAAGCUGGCUCCUGUAAAGUUAUUCGAUAAAGAGUUACCCGCUCAUACCUUCAAAGAAGGUCAAAAAUUAGAAGCUGCCGAUCUAAUAUCACCUCACUUAGUAUGCGUUGCAACUGUACAUAAGAUUGCCGGUCGGCUACUUCGUAUCAGAUUUGAUGGUUGGUCGGAAGCUUACGAUCAAUGGGUUGAUUGCGAAUCAUCCGACAUUUACCCCAUCGGCUGGUGCGAAAUGGUUGGCCAUACGUUAGAAGUUCCACCAGGCUCAGCCGCCGCAAAUGGCUUGAAGGAGAAUACUAUAACUGGUAAAGGAAAAGGAAAUAGAAAGAAAAGAUCAACAAUAAAAAGGAGAAAGAGCUCUGUCGAACAAAAUUCAUCUAUUCAACACGAUAAAUCUGCUUUAAGCGAAUCAACUUUGCCAAGGCCUAUCGCUCCAAAAGCCGUAACUCAUCCAGCACUUGUUAGCGCUUUAUCACCCUUCAGAUCCAUUCAAUUGACCAAAAAUAUCCCGAAAUACGUCGAAGACGACACCGACGAAAGUUCAAUUAUGUACACUUUCGCACCGGGAGUCGAUCAGCAAAAAAUUGAUCCCCUUAAUUGGACGGUUGAAGACGUUGUUGUCUUUUUAAAAAGAAACGACUGCGGAAACCUUGCCGAAAGUUUUAGUAAAAAGGGUAUAGACGGAAAAGGCUUCCUUUCGUUAAAGAAAGAGGAUAUGAGCCAUUUAGCAGGUAUAAAAGUAUCAACAUCUUUGAAGAUCUAUAAUCUUAUACAGCACUUGAAGGAUGUCGCUGGUAUAAAAUAA
Dimorphilus gyrociliatus is the source of this 2900-nucleotide messenger RNA. The record is from the annotation of a GenBank genome assembly. Lineage: Eukaryota; Metazoa; Annelida; Polychaeta; Dinophilidae.